CUUCUCCUUCUUCGCUGCGUCGCCGGCGUCCUCUCCUUGUUCGCUCUGCCGUGGCUCGUCUGCCCCUUCGGCCUUCGCUGCGCCACGCCACCCUAGUGCGACCUUUCUCCGCGGCACUGUUGUCUCCCCCUUUGCCGCGCCACCGUUGCCUUUCCCCAUCUCCGCGCAGAGCGUCCGUCGUCUCCCCCUUCGGUGCCCCUUCGCUGCGCCGCCCCACCGUUGUUUUCCCCUUUGCCCAUCUCCGCGCGCCGUGCGUCCGUCGUCUCCCCCUUGGGUGCCCCGCAGCCGCAGCCCUAAUUUGUCCCCAGCACGAUGCACACAAGGUAAGUUUGAACUGACUGUGUGGUUUUGUGCAUUAUGUGCUUGGGUUGGAUUUGUUGUGUAAAAGCAGUGUAUUUAUUUGGAUUUGUUCGAUUCACAAAUUCAAACUGGGUGAUGAGAUGGGAGAUAAUUUUGUGAGCAUUGAGGAUCAAGAGCACUAUGCAAUGAUGAAAGGUAUGAGAUUCAAGAGUGAGGAAGAUGGUUUCAUCUUUUACAAUAGGUAUGCAAAGGAAAAAGGGUUCAGUGUUAGGAAGAACAAUGCAAGACGUGAUGCAAUGAGUAAAGAUGUUAUCCAGAGACAGUAUACUUGUUCUAGAGAAGGACAUAGGAGAGACAUUUAUAUGGAAAAUUCAUGUAAGAGUAGAGAACCUAGAGCCCUUACUCGUUGCUCAGUUUGAGAUUUAACUUGACAAGAAAAGGGGUGAUUGGUUUGUCCUUAAAUAUGUGCCGCAACAUAGCCAUCCACUAGCUAAAGUAGAUGAAGUGGCUUUCCUGCGCUCUCACCGCAGAAUUAGCUAUGCUCAGAAGGCCAAUUUAAUGGAGCUGAAAGGAGUGGGAUUGCGGCAGCAUCAAGUAAUGGAUGUGAUGGAGAGGCAUCGUGGUGGUUUUGAAACAACUGGGUUUGUUAGUAAGGACAUGUACAAUUUCUUUGUUAGACAAAAGAAGAAACAGAUUGUUGGUGGUGAUGUCGAUCGUGUUAUCAAAUACAUGCAAGCUAGACAGAAAGAUGAUAUGGAGUUCUUUUAUGAGUACGAGACAGAUGAAGCCGGUCGCCUUAAGAGAUUAUUUUGGGCUGAUCCUCAAUCCCGUAUUGAUUACGAUGCUUUUGGUGAUGUUGUUGUUUUUGAUAGCACAUAUAGGGUAAAUAAAUACAAUUUACCUUUCAUACCGUUUGUCGGUGUUAACCAUCAUGGGUCCACCAUCAUUUUUGCUUGUGCUAUUGUUGCGGAUGAGAAGAUUGCAACAUAUGAAUGGGUACUUAAGCGCUUUUUGGAUUGCAUGUGUCAGAAACAUCCUAAAGGGUUGAUUACAGAUAGUGAUAAUUCCAUGAGAAGAGCAAUUGCAACUGUCAUGCCCAACUCGGAACAUAGGUUGUGCACUUGGCAUAUUGAACAAAAUAUGGCAAGGCAUCUCCGUCCGAAAAUGAUUUCAGACUUUAGAGUUCUAGUUCAUGCAACUUAUUCUGCUGAGGAGUUUGAGGAAAAAUGGGUGGAGUUCAAGCUGAAACGCAAAGUGGCAGAAGAUAACCAAUGGCUCGGGAGGAUGUACAACUUAAGGAAGAAAUGGGCGGCUGCAUAUACUAAAGGUAUGUAUUUCCUUGGUAUGAAAAGCAAUCAACGUAGUGAAAGCCUCAACUCUAAACUUCAUAGACACUUGGAUCGUAAAAUGAGCUUAGUUCUUUUGGUUGAGCACUAUGAGCACUGCUUGUCGCGUAUGAGACAUAGGGAGGCAGAGCUUGAUUCGAAAGCUUCACAGUCAGUUCCAUUCACAGCCAACGAUGCUAGUCUAAUUGAAAAGGAUGCUGCCCGUAUAUUCACACCAUCAGUUUUUAAGAAGUUGAAAAUGGAUAUUAUUAAAUCGAAAGAUUGUGAGGUGAUAGACUGUAUAGAUGAGGAAAAUAUUAUUAAGUACAUCAUUUGCAUGAAAGGAAAAAUUGACAAGAUAACAAUCUUGACUUGUUCAUAUGUUGAAUCAUCAUUGAAGAAUAUGAGCUGUACAUGCAAGAAAAUGGAGUGUGAAAGCCUUCCAUGUCAGCAUAUGUUCACAAUUAUGGACUAUUUGAACCUUCAAGCCAUUCCAGAUGUGUGUGUAGUGCCUAGGUGGACAGUUAAAGCCAAAAUUGCAUUUCCUUCAGAUAGGUAUGGUGAGGUUUAUACCUGGUCUGAUCAGAUGGAAAGAUAUCGUAGAAUGCGUGCAAUUGGAUCUGAGGUUUUAUUGAAGUGCUCGAUGUCAGAGGAAUAUACUUUGAAGGUGAUGGAGAUGUUUGAAAAACUGGACUUAGAGACAAAUGCAAUUGAGGGGGAUGAAUUUGAUGUAACAUUGUGCGGUCACGUUGUAGCUCAAAGUUUACGCUCUGACAUUGCUAGUGUACAGAAGGUUCAUGAUCCUAUGGAGGUAGUACCUAAAGGUGCACCAACUAAAAGGUUGAGAGGUUUUUUGGAGAAGGGUAACCGGCGUUGUGGUUAUUGCCGUGUUCGUGGACACACGGUUCGUUCUUGUGCCAUUUACCUAAGAAAAGUUGCAGUAGAUGUAUGAAGUGCAAAGUGGAAGCAAUCAAGCUCCAUGUCUUAUCCAGUGGGCUAUUUUGUGCUAUUUGAAUUCUGUAAAUCAUGAGUCGUGGCAGGACUCGUUUGUUGUGUUUGAAAACUGUAUUGGAGCUGUGCUUGGUCUAUUAUGUUUGCUAUUUUGUACUCGUCUGUUGUGUCUGAAAACUGUA
Oryza sativa Japonica Group (Japanese rice) is the source of this 2758-nucleotide messenger RNA. Its product is annotated as protein FAR1-RELATED SEQUENCE 5. The record is from RefSeq and is a predicted model, not a curated record. Lineage: Eukaryota; Viridiplantae; Streptophyta; Magnoliopsida; Poales; Poaceae. Gene Ontology annotation, molecular function: zinc ion binding. Gene Ontology annotation, biological process: regulation of DNA-templated transcription.